AUGUCUUCGCUUCCAUCCCCGGGGAACGGCCUGUUUCCUGAUGGUCCGCAAAUGCGCCUACCAUCUCUCUCGCAUCUCUAUCGACUAGAAUGCGACAUUGCCAAAGAAGAGAUCGAUAUCGGGGCUCCACAUGAUGCCGGUGUCAUUCGCAGCAUUGCCAAUAUCCUACGAGGCAGCGUGAAAGGCCCCGGGAUCGAGGGCUCUAUUUUGCCUCUUGGAGGAGCAGACUGGGCAACUGUGGUGAAAGGGACACAUUCUAUGACCCUUGAUGCCCGCUAUACUGUCCGAACUACCGAUAAUCAUCAUCUAUACAUCCGUGCCCACGGUCUCUACCGUCCUGGACCAGGUACAAGCUACGCAAAGCAGGUCGAUAGCGAUCCGAUGAUGAUGCCGCCACCGACAGUAUCACAGGACGAUGUGGAGUUCUUUUCGCAUCUUCGGAUCGAGGCGGGACCGGGUCCAUACAACUGGUUGAAUGGAUUGGUCUGUCUUGGCGUCAUGGUUUGCGAAGGAGAAAAGAUUUGGAUCGAUGCGUAUCAUCUCACGAAUUUUCCGGGUAUCAAGCCGGAAGAUGUAAGGGCAAAAGCAUAG
Messenger RNA from Penicillium longicatenatum, 591 nucleotides. Its product is annotated as DUF3237 domain-containing protein. The coding region runs from base 1 to 591 and encodes 196 amino acids. NCBI's taxonomy places the organism in Eukaryota, Fungi, Ascomycota, Eurotiomycetes, Eurotiales, Aspergillaceae. The transcript has 2 exons. The record is from RefSeq and is a predicted model, not a curated record.